UUACAGUCAUUUGCAGGCUUACACAGUGUUUUUUGUGUUAAGAAAUUCGAGAUGCGCAGUUGGGAGAACCGUUACUUUCCAUCAUUGGUCUAUCAAUUGUUUAGCAAAUUUAGGAUUUUUAAAAAUCGACCUAAUCCUAGUUGAUUCAAGUUGCAACUAUCUACCGAGAGAGUAAAAAUUAAUCUAAAAAGGCAAACUGACCGUUUUUCAUAAUUGGUUUCUACUCUAGCCUCCGGCAUUUGCGUAGGAGGGACAGGGAUCACCAAAACAGAGCGCACAAAGCCAUUGCGCGCAGUACCACGUCAUUCUGUCAAACUUAUUGAAACUUGUUUCGUUACUUUCUAGCAACAUAUACUUAAUUUUCAUUCAGAUCAUAUUUAGAUAGUUGGGGAGUCGGGGGAGAUGAUAACAGGAUUUCGACUGAACUUGGCGCCUCUCAAGGAACCGCUGGGAUUCAUCAAAUUUAUAGAAUGGCUGACAGCCAUCUUUGCAUUUGGGAGCUGUGGGGGGUAUUCUGGAAGGACUAUCGUGUCACUCUUCUGCAGCGAAGGAAGGAACGAGACACUGAAUGCUACUUUUAGCUAUCCCUUCAGGUUAAACCUGGUUGCUCUAGUGGAGAGCAACACCACUCUGUGUAACCACUCCGUGCCCGUCACCCACCUGGUGGGAGACUCCGCCUCCUCGGCCCAGUUCUUUGUGGGCGUGGCCAUCAUCUGCUUCCUGUACUCUAUAGUGGCGUUGCUCGUCUACCUGGGCUACAUGCACGUGUACAAGGACUCUGACUUCGGCCCUAUGUUUGAUUUUGGUCUGACGGCAGCGAUUGCCUUCCUGUGGCUCGUGUGUUCGUCAGCAUGGGCCAAGGGGCUGCAGAACGUGAAGGAUGCCACCGGGACGGCGGACAUCACCUCCACACUGGCACUCUGCAAGGAGAGCGACGUGUCCUGCGAGGUCACUGACUUUGCCAACAUGCGCACCCUCAAUGUCUCUGUGGUGUUUGGGUACCUGAAUCUGAUCGUGUGGGCUGGGAACGCCUGGAUUGUGUACAAGGAGACCCGCUGCCACUCUCAGAAGUACACUGCCCGGCAGGGGGCUGGGGCCGGGCGUGGUCAACAAGUCCCUGCUGCUAUCUAAUACUCUACUCCACUUCCAAUGGCCAAAAUAGCCCCUACACACCCUAAGUACUCCUGUAGCUCUGAGAGGAUUGGAUAGAUACACUAUAAGUUUUAUGGUAAUAGGCAGCUUCAUCUUGCCUGCUGAUUGUCUGGGUGGAAACGGCCAUAUUUUUACUGUGCCUUAGUUAUCAAUAUCUAUGCUUUGUCGAAUAUAUCUGUGCCUUCAAUACCGGUCCCAAUUUUGGGCCAUGCCUUUCUGUGCCUUAGCAUGCUAAUGCUUUCUCUUCUCGUGCCUUCUUUAACUUCUAAACCGGUGCCUUCUCUUACCAGUAAAUCUCACGAACCCCUGGUAUUUUCUCCUAAGCUGUGGUACAGACUCAUUGACAGCACUUUGUGCACUUUGACCGGCAACUACAGUGUCUUUGUUCUGGGCAUUUCUACCAAACCCUAACCUGGGAUAAUUCAGAUUCUUAAACAAUGUGUCCUUUCGCCUCAUGGCCUAGAAGGAAUCCUGAUCUGUCCUCACUUGCCUCUUUUUACCAAGUGUGGCAGUCUUGCUUCCGUCCCUCUCCUCGCCCCAACCUGGGCUCGAACCAGGGACCCUCUGAACACAUCAACAACUGCCUCCCACGAAGCAUCAUUAUCUAUCGCUCCACAGCUACUCACACCGUUUACACAAGGAUGCAUGUGUCUCUGACUGUACCACUGGCCAUAUGCUUUCUUAAAUGAUAUAUAUAUAUAUAUAUAUAUAUAUAUAUAUAUAUAUAUAUACACAAUUGAAUGUUUGUUUCACUUGAAAAUAAGUAGAACUUUCCAGUCUUGAUCGUGUAUCUUUCAAUAUCAUCUUCUGUUGCGAAGACUGAUUUUUUAAAUUGAUGUUCUUUAGUCUGCCAUGGUUUUUAUACUUUGUAUUAUCUUGUUUGUUGAACCUCAGCCACUAAGAAAGUGUGCAUGUGCUGGCUUUAUGUUUUGAAAUCUCCUGUUUUUUUUAUUUUUAGAUUGCUUAAUGAAUUAUUAGUCCCUGCCAUUACCUUUGCAUUUCUGAUCUAUUUUCUGUUAUUACCUUUGAUCUAUUAAAAGUGUAACUUGAAGUGCUUGUGUAUGGAAGACCAAUGUUGAGUGUGUGCAUGUGUGUUUGUAAUGUCUGGUAUCCUGGUUAUGCCUCUGGUUAUGUCUUCCUCUUGUAGUCAUCAGACCAACCUUAGCUUCAUGGAGGAUCUGUAUGUAUCUGCCCCGUUGUGGAGAGAGACGGAGCUGUCCUUUCCACAACAUGCAAAUUAUGAAUGUCUACUUUCUUUUGGAAUAAAAAAACAAUGCAUUUCCUA
This is a messenger RNA of Oncorhynchus keta (chum salmon), 2437 nucleotides long. RefSeq names its product synaptophysin-like protein 1. The transcript is spliced from 5 exons. The record is from RefSeq and is a predicted model, not a curated record. Bases 403 to 1131 code for a protein of 242 amino acids. Gene Ontology annotation, cellular component: synaptic vesicle; synaptic vesicle membrane. Lineage: Eukaryota; Metazoa; Chordata; Actinopteri; Salmoniformes; Salmonidae.